Messenger RNA from Acipenser ruthenus (sterlet), 3197 nucleotides. RefSeq names its product janus kinase and microtubule-interacting protein 1-like. Lineage: Eukaryota; Metazoa; Chordata; Actinopteri; Acipenseriformes; Acipenseridae. Bases 582 to 3098 code for a protein of 838 amino acids. The record is from RefSeq and is a predicted model, not a curated record. Gene Ontology annotation, molecular function: GABA receptor binding; kinase binding; microtubule binding. The transcript is spliced from 22 exons.
GAUGGCUGUGGCCUCGUUUUUCUAUGCAGCGCUGGAUCUUUAAAGCACAAGGCUUGAUGCAUUCUGUAAAGCAUUGCGCUGUCUGUAGAUAGCUGACGCUGUGUGUGGGCGGAGUGCUGAGUACCGGUUUGCAGAGAGUGUUUCAGAGCGAGGAGCUGUCCAUACAUACAUCCACGUAUGUGACUGUUGCAUUUUAGCAUUCGUUAAAUUAGUGUUAAACUUUACAGAACGUAAACAAUCACACACGGAGACCCAUUUAAGUGUCAUAUCAUUGGCAAUUGACAACAAUCUAGUCUUCAUCUUGGACUCGAAAAUAUAUAGGAAGCAUCCUGGGCUGAGGUGUGCUUUCAUAUCGAAGAUUUUUUUCAGACAGAAACAUACGUGGCCGUACGGUAAAGGAAAUAUAAUCUCCUUUGCAAAAGGUUAUCUCCGUCGCACAAAUGAAGAGCGCGUAGACCACCAUUGAACAACCACGAUUCAGCUGAUGAUGAGGGCUGAAAGCUCUUUUGCUGAGACCAGGAUUCCUUCAUGCCAGACGUAUUUAAUUCUGGGUUAUUGAAGGACUGAGAACAUCAGCAGAGAUGUCAAAGAGAAGCCGUGGGAAGGGCGAAAAGCCUGAGGCGCUAAUAGAUGCCCUACAGUCUGCCAAUGAGGAACUCAGGACUAAACUGACAGACAUUCAGAUUGAGUUCCAGCAAGAGAAAGGCAAGGUAGCCAAGCUGAGGGAGAAGCUGCAGGAGGCCAAACAAAGCCGAGAGCUGGAGCAGCACAAGCACACAGUCCUGGUGACGGACUUAAAGGCCAAACUCCAUGAGGAGAAGAUGAAGGACCUGCAGGCAGUGCGGGAGGUCCUGAUCAAGCAGCACGAACAGGAGCUGACCCGCAUCAUCAAGAUCCGGGACAGCGAGCUCCACCGCAUGCAGUCCCUGGUCAACGUGCUGCGGGACGGGGCGGCCGACAAGGUGAAGACGGCCCUGCUGAGCGAGGCCCGGGAGGAGGCCCGUCGCACCUUCGACAGCGAGCGCACCAAACUGCAGCAGGAGAACCUGGAACUGAGGUCGGCCAAGAAGCAGAUGGAGGAGACUUUGAAUAACAUCAUGCAGGCAGAUAAAGCCAAAGCUGCCGACCUGAGGACGGCCUACCAGUCGCAUCAGGAGGAGACGAACCGGAUAAAGCGGGACUGUGAGAGGGAAAUACGCAGGCUGAUGGAUGAGAUCAAAAGCAAGGAAAGGGUGAUUCUGGCUGCGGAGAAGGAGCUUGGUGUCCAGGCCGGCUACACUCAGAAGCUGCUCCUGCAGAAGGAGGCUCUGGGUGAGCAGCUGGUGCAGGUGAAGGAGGCUGAGCGACAUCACGGCAGUCCCAAGCGAGAGCUUCCUCCGAUGCUGGGAGACUCCCCAGACUUCACACUGAGCCAGCAGCUGGAUGAGAGAGAUCUGCGGAGGUUCCAGUUGAAAAUCGCGGAGCUGAACGCAGUCAUUCGCAAACUGGAGGACAGGAAUACACUGCUCGCUGAUGAAAGGAACGAGCUGCUGAAGCGGGUUCGAGAGACAGAGAGUCAGAUGAAGCCGCUGUUUGAAAAGACCAAGAGGCUGUCCAAGAAGAACGAAGACCUUCUGCAGUCUCUACAGCGCAUGGAGGAGAAGUUAAAGAAUCUGACGCGGGAGCAUGCCCAAAUGAAAGAAAAAUUACACGCGCAGACACAAACUGCUCUGAGGAGGCCGAGCUCUCUCAACGAUCUGAACCAGACCCACGAGGAACAGGAAGUGGAAUUCCUCAAGCUGCAGGUCAUAGAGCAGCAAAACAUGAUAGAUGACUUAUCCAUGGAAAGAGACAGAUUAAUGCGAUGCAAGAAAACCAAAAGGAAAAGCAUCAAGCUGCCAAAGAGGCAUGUUGUGGAGACAUAUUUUGGAUUUGACGAAGAGUCGGUGGAUUCCGAGACCUCCUCCUUGACUUCCUACAACACAGACCGAACAGACAGGACUCCGGUAUCUCCAGAAGACAACCUGGAUGAAGGUAUAUUGAGAGAAGAAUCAGAGCUGCGGUUUAGACAGCUGACAAGGGAGUACCAGGCACUGCAGAGGGCCUACGCUCUGCUUCAAGAGCAAGUUGGGGGGACACUGGACGCUGAGCGGGAAGCUAGGACCCGUGAGCAGCUGCAGGUGGAUCUAAUAAGAUACCAGGGGAAAAUAGAAGACCUUGAGAGAUCCCUGGCAGAGAGGGGGCAGGACUCCAAAUGGGUGGAGGAAAAACAACACCUCAUCAAAACAAACCAGGAGCUCUUAGAGAAGAUCAUGAAAUUAGAGGGGGAAGAGGGCCGGCUGAGGAACGAGAUGCAGGAUUCAAAGGACCAGAACGAACUGUUAGAGUUCCGAGUCCUUGAGCUUGAAGAACGGGAGCGCAGGUCACCGGCUUUUAAUCUUCAUAUUGGAGCCUUUUCCGAGAACAACGGCAGUGCUCUCCAGCUCCACUGUCACCAAGAAGGGAUAAAGGAUGUUGUCAUUCCGGACCUCAUGAAGAAGCUUGAUAUACUUGGAGAUAAUGGAAACCUGAGAAAUGAAGAACAAGUUGCAGUAAUACAAGCAGGGACCGUGCUGUCACUCUGUGAAAAGUGGUUAAAACAAAUUGACAGUACAGAGGCGGCACUCACUCAGAAGAUGAUAGAUCUGGAGAAUGAGAAGGAGUUAUUUGGUAAACAGAAGGGCUAUCUGGAGGAAGAGCUGGAUUACAGGAAACAGGCCCUGGACCAGGCCUAUGUGAAAAUCCAGGAGUUGGAGGCCACACUGUAUACUGCUCUGCAGCAGGACCCAGGCAACAGAGUGAGUGAGUCUUUGACAGAGAAGCAAAAGGAGGAGCUGAGAAUAGCGGUGGAAAAGCUGAGGAGACAGAUACUGAGGCAGAGCCGAGAGUUUGACAGUCAGAUCUUACAGGAGCGCAUGGAGCUUUUGCAACAAGCGCAGCAGAGAAUAAGAGAACUGGAAGAUAAGAUAGAAUUCCAGAAAAGACACAUUAAGGAAAUAGAAGAAAAGCUUUUAUUCUGUGGCCCUGAAGACACCAAAAACUCUAGAGAACAGGCACUAAAAAGACCUUGUGGAGCAUAAAAAUGAGCCGAAUGUACAAUAUGGAAAGCACAUUCAAGUACGACAAGAAGCAAUCAAUUGGAAAGUAAACAGAGAACACCCAAUCACACAAAAUACGGA